Molecule: messenger RNA, 2341 nt
Organism: Meleagris gallopavo (turkey)
Lineage: Eukaryota; Metazoa; Chordata; Aves; Galliformes; Phasianidae
Gene: GDAP2
Product: ganglioside induced differentiation associated protein 2
Source: RefSeq, a predicted model, not a curated record
UGGGUGAUGUCGGCGAAUCGGCGGUGGAUUGGAGGCUCAGGUUCGUGCGGGCGCGGCGCGGCCCGCGGCACCCGGAAGACUCCAUUGAGAAUUGGAGUGUGACAAGUUAACAGGAGAAAAGAAGUUGUUCCUUCCAUUCCAUGGAUCCCUUGGGUGCUCCUUCCCAGUUUGUGGAUGUUGACAGUCUGCCAGGCUGGAGUAAUGUCUGUGAGGCUACCCAGGUGGAUUCUUACCAAAAUCCUGUUGAAAAAGCUCAAGUCGAUGUUAGGUCACCUUUUCCAUACAGGAAAGACCUCAAUGCAAAAAUCAUCUUAUGGAAAGGAGACGUAGCGUUACUGAACUGCACAGCCAUAGUGAAUACCAGUAACGAGUCUCUCACCGAUAAGAAUCCAGUAUCUGAAAGUAUUUUCAUGCAUGCUGGGCCUGACCUGAAGGAUGAACUUCAGAAGCUCAAGGGAUGCAGGACAGGAGAGGCUAAACUCACCAAAGGAUUUAAUUUGGCUGCACGCUUCAUCAUUCACACAGUUGGACCCAAAUACAAGAGUCGUUAUCGUACAGCAGCUGAGAGUUCUCUGUACAGCUGUUACCGGAAUGUCCUGCAACUUGCAAAGGAACAGGCAAUGUGCUCUGUAGGAUUUUGUGUCAUUAACUCAUUGAAAAGAUGCUACCCCUUGGAGGAUGCAACCCACAUAGCACUGCGCACAGUUAGAAGGUUCCUGGAGGUUCAUGGGGAGACUCUGGAGAAGGUUGUGUUUGCAGUCUCUGAGCUUGAAGAGGCCACUUACCAGAAGUUGAUGCCUCUGUAUUUUCCAAGAUCUUUCGAAGAAGAGAUACAAUCCUUGCCUUACCUCCCUGCAGAUAUUGGUAAUGCAGAAGGGGAGCCUGUAGUACCAGAACGGCAGAUCAGGAUUACUGAAAAGCCAGGUGUUCCAGAUGAUGCUUCAGAUGAAGAGGGGCUGGAGGCAGAUUUGUCUUUCAUUGGUUCCCAUGCUUUUGCCCGCAUGGAGGGAGAUGUUGAUAAACAGAGACGCCUCAUCCUUCAGGGACAGCUGUCAGAGGCAGCACUGCAAAAACAGCACCAGAGGAAUUACAAUCGUUGGCUGUGUCAAGCAAGAGCUGAAGACCUCUCUGACAUUGCUUCCCUUAAAGCCUUGUACCAGACAGGUGUGGAUAACUGCGGUCGCACAGUGAUGGUAGUUGUUGGAAGAAAUAUCCCUGUAACGUUGAUAGACAUGGAAAAAGCUCUUCUGUAUUUCAUCCACGUCAUGGAUCAUAUUGCAGUUAAGGAAUAUGUCCUAGUAUAUUUCCAUACGCUCACAAAUGAUUACAAUCAACUAGAUUCUAAUUUCUUGAAGAAACUCUAUGAUAUUGUUGAUGCCAAGUACAAGAGGAAUUUGAAGGCAUUAUAUUUUGUCCACCCAACAUUUCGCUCAAAGGUCUCAACAUGGUUUUUCACUACCUUUACUGUCUCAGGGCUAAAGGACAAGAUCCACUAUGUGGAAAGCCUUCAGCAGUUAUUCACAGCCAUACCUCCAGAACAGAUUGAUCUCCCUCCUUUUGUUCUUGAGUAUGAUGCCAGGGAAAAUGGGCCUUACUAUUCCUCGUAUCCUCCAUCCCCUGACUUGUGAUCUGCAGUCCUGCAAUGCUGUUGGUUUCCCAUGGAUCCAAUGACCUGAUGUCUGCCAAAACCUGUGCAUUUGCCCACAGAAUUCAGAGAGAGGGUUUUCCUUCCCCAGCUCUGGUAUUUUUUUACUGAUGAGAUAUUUUCAAGCACUCAAGCAAUCAGAACACUUUAUGCCACUGUGAACUGUACAACUAUUUCAAAUAUAUUUAUCCAAUGGAAAAGUUGACUUUUUGGGGGGAUCAGUACUUUAUUUUCUUCUUUUUUGAAGCCGUUGCGUUUAUUCCUGAACAGACUUUCUCUUUUCAGGGAGAUCCAUCAAAAACAUUUGAUUGUGUUUAUAACUAUUAUAGUUUUCCACAUCCAUUUGUAAUACCUGUUUUUGACUGGUUUGUACAAAUAUUGUGCAGUACCAGCCUGACAUGUUGCUCAUUAUAUGGUUUCUAUGCUUUCAUGUCUGGUCACUUUCCCUAUUGGUUAGUGAUGAUUACUUUGGUUUUGAUGCAGCAAAAGUACCUGAAAUUGGGAAUACCGUGUUUGCAGGCUGAACAGAACACUGCAGCCAAGCAAAGAUUACUGCAGCACUUAGUACCAUAAAUGCUGACUGAGCUAGGAGCCUGAUACAGUCCCAGUCCAUCUUCAGUGAAUGAUGUGACAUGUCAGGAUGCCACUACCCUCCCAGCAAGAAUAAAGUUGAAAAGCAUUUACACUUCCUUUAUA